Messenger RNA from Fomitopsis serialis, 378 nucleotides. RefSeq lists its product as uncharacterized. Gene Ontology annotation, molecular function: RNA binding. Gene Ontology annotation, cellular component: Lsm1-7-Pat1 complex; catalytic step 2 spliceosome; U2-type prespliceosome. The record is from RefSeq and is a predicted model, not a curated record. Gene Ontology annotation, biological process: nuclear-transcribed mRNA catabolic process; mRNA splicing, via spliceosome. Lineage: Eukaryota; Fungi; Basidiomycota; Agaricomycetes; Polyporales; Fomitopsidaceae. The transcript is spliced from 5 exons. The coding region runs from base 1 to 378 and encodes 125 amino acids.
AUGGCCGACAGGGGUCGUGGCGCAGCGAGGGGCGGCGCGCGAGGUGCAGGCUCGUCAAACAGAGGUCGCGGUUCACAAGCUCAGCCAACGAUGGACAAGCCGAAACGUGAGGCUAUCCUCGAUCUGUCCAAGUAUGCAAACGAAAGGAUACGAGUCAAGUUUACGGGUGGCAGAGAAGUGACUGGUGUGCUCAAGGGCUUUGACCAACUACUGAAUCUCGUGCUCGAUGAGGUAGAAGAAAAUCUACAGACAGAAUCAGAGUCUCAACCAUCGACGCGUAAACUCGGCCUCGUCGUGCUCCGUGGACCAACCAUCACCCUCCUCAGCCCUGUGGACGGGUUCGAGGAGAUUGCAAACCCUUUCGCGCAGCAAGAAUGA